CAGAGUUCUCAAAAGCAAAACUGUACGAAAUUGGAGACGCCCAAACUAGGUCAUUUCUCAUCUGUUGGCACAGCAGGUGUUGCUGUGAUGUUAAAUUUCAAUGUCUGCUUUGAUUUAGUUCCGAAGAACUUUGAGGGAGUUAGCGAGCACAAUGGGAAAUACUGUGAAAACUCCGAGAGCAUCCGAGGAAACCAGCGCGCCGAGCCAAGCGGGUCAGGAGAGUGACUUCCUGGCUGUUCUCCAUGACUAUCCUUCAGCAGACAUAAGCCAACCUAUAUUUCAUGUAGGGGAAAAACUACGUGUGCUAUCAGAUGAAGGAGGCUGGUGGAGAGUCCAUUCCCUUACAACAGGUCGAGAAAACUAUAUUCCAGGAAAAUAUGUAGCAAAGGUUUAUCAUGGCUGGUUAUUUGAAGGGCUGGGAAGGGAAAAAGCAGAGGAACUUCUACAGCUACCCAAUACCAAGGUCGGCUCCUUCAUGAUCAGAGAGAGUGAAACCAGGAAAGGGUUAUAUUCCUUGUCAGUGAGGCACAGGCAAGUGAAACAUUACAGGAUCUUCCGCCUCCCAAAUAACUGGUAUUACAUCUCCCCACGGCAAACCUUCCAGUGCCUUGAAGACCUUGUCAAUCACUACUCAGAAGUUGCUGAUGGUCUCUGCUGUGUCCUUACAACACCAUGUCUUACCCAGUGCACUAACAACAACACCGUGAUGGAUCCGGUUCCUCCUGUGGUGAUGCGGAAUAAAAACUUCAACUGGAGAAACAUUCACAGGCUGGAGGUGGCUGAAGAUGCCAAAAGCACCCUGGCAGCAAUGGAUGACUCUUGCCUCAGCUAUGGCCUGAGGGAAAGCAUCGCUUCCUACCUCUCCCUAACUGAGGAUGACAACACUUCUUUUGCAAGUGCCAGGAAGAAGAAAUCCCAAUCUCUCAUAUACACAGGGAGCAAACGUAAGAGUGCCCUUCACUUGCCACCUACACUCUAUGACAACUAAAUAUAAGACAAACAGGAAAAAGCCAAAAACUGACGAGUUAGAAGAGAAACCAGAGCAUCCUGUGGUCCUGCCAUCCUUCAACAGCUGAGAGAUACAAUCAGCUAAGCUGGUGGCCAAACACCAGCAGUUCUUCUGCAUUCCUCUUCUGAAUGCUCACCAGAGACCUUCCAAGGGUGCUGUCUCAGCCACGUGCUGCGAAUGUCCCCAGUGCACCAGAACUGGUUCACAAGCAGGAUAAACUGAGAUAGACUCUAAGUCAAAAGCCAAGUGGUGCAGGUGACUCUUCAGCAGGGGCAAUGCCCAGCGUUGUGCAGAGGUGACUGCAUGGGGAAGGACUAACUGCAGCUCAAGAACUUAAAUUAAGUCUAACUCUGGUAUUCUCCACAAGGAUGGAAACCUUCUUUACAGAACCUAUCUACACUGAAAAAAAGGAGCAUUUUUCUUUUCAAGAUAGACUUAUCCAUUGUCAUUGAAAUGGGUCAGAGAGACAUCAAUAACCCCAAGAAAGUAUCUAACAUCCAGCAUCCAAGAAACAUCUAAUUAUAGUGACUCCAUACUUUUAGGAGAAAAAAAUUAAAAUCACUGACUUUAAAAGUAGCAUUUAAUUCACUUGCUGGCAAUGGCCUGCAGUGUCAAAAAAUAGUCACAAAAUUAAGAACAGGCUUAAUUCACCAAGAAAAGCAGCUUCUGCUUAUACCUGAGAUGAGAGUUCAGGCAUAUCCAAACAUGUAAUUCAGCUGCUCAUAAUAAAACAGACAAACAGAGAACAAAGGAGGGUUUAAUUGAAAAGUAAGAUGUGAUGAUAUUGUGCCUAACUGCAAAGGUUGGAUUGCAAAGGUGUGACCUUUUACGUGCACAGGGAGAUAUUUUAACUUUGACUUCUGAAGUCAGCCACAUAUUUAUGUAUAA
This is a messenger RNA of Ficedula albicollis (Collared flycatcher), 1897 nucleotides long. RefSeq names its product Src-like-adaptor (gene SLA). Lineage: Eukaryota; Metazoa; Chordata; Aves; Passeriformes; Muscicapidae. Gene Ontology annotation, molecular function: protein binding. Bases 152 to 988 code for a protein of 278 amino acids. The record is from RefSeq and is a predicted model, not a curated record. The transcript is spliced from 7 exons.